AUGGCAUGGCAUCCAUCUGGCAACAUCAUUGCUACUGGUGGUGAAGAUGGUUACGUGCGCGUUCAAGAAUUUGAUGAUGACUACCUUGAGUUCAAAUACGAUUAUUGA
Molecule: messenger RNA, 108 nt
Organism: Cooperia oncophora
Lineage: Eukaryota; Metazoa; Nematoda; Chromadorea; Rhabditida; Trichostrongylidae
Source: the annotation of a GenBank genome assembly